AUCAUAAAAAAAUAAAAAUAAAAACACAAGAAAGAUAACAGAAGAACAUUUUCGGCGAUAAAAACAAAAGUGUUAAAAGUGUUUUUUUUUUUAAAGGAAUGAAAAGGAACGGCGAGACGAAGCGGCGGAGGAACGUGGCGGAGGAGGCGGAGCAGGGAGGAGGAGGAGAAGAUCCGGCGAUGUGGGAGAAUCUAGAUCGGAAUUUCAGACAAGUGCAAUCGGUUUUGGACAGAAACAGAUCACUGAUCCAGCAAGUCAACGACAAUCACCAAUCGAGAAUGGCUGAUAACAUGUCUAAGAACGUCGCUUUGAUUCAAGAACUCAACGGAAACAUCUCCAAGGUUGUUUCCAUGUAUUCUGAUCUCAACACUAAUUUCUCAUCGGCGUUUCACGGUGCUAAGAACGGUCACGACGGUGGUGGUUCUGCCGGAACCAGAGCUAACUAAUCAACCGGAUCAAAUUGAUCUUUAUUAAUUAGUUGGACCGUCCGGUUUGGAAACUCUGAAUUAUAAGUCGGUUUAAGCUAUGGUCUCUUAUAAUGUUAGUUUUAUUGCAAUGAUUGUCGUUAGAAUAAUCCGUGGGAGAAAACCCAUCAUUUGGGUUAUUUUAAUUAUGGUUUGAGUCUUUUUCAAUGUGUCUCUACUGCAAUUUCUCUAAUAAUAAUAAUAAACUGAUGUUACUUAUUAGCUUAAUCUCGAAUGAUAACAGACGUUACAUUA
Molecule: messenger RNA, 719 nt
Organism: Eutrema salsugineum
Lineage: Eukaryota; Viridiplantae; Streptophyta; Magnoliopsida; Brassicales; Brassicaceae
Product: protein EARLY FLOWERING 4
Exons: 1
Coding region: 99-446 (115 amino acids)
Biological process (GO): entrainment of circadian clock; positive regulation of circadian rhythm
Cellular component (GO): nucleus
Source: RefSeq, a predicted model, not a curated record